Molecule: messenger RNA, 789 nt
Organism: Rhipicephalus microplus (southern cattle tick)
Lineage: Eukaryota; Metazoa; Arthropoda; Arachnida; Ixodida; Ixodidae
Product: ubiquitin-conjugating enzyme E2 Z
Biological process (GO): negative regulation of apoptotic process
Cellular component (GO): nucleus
Molecular function (GO): cysteine-type endopeptidase inhibitor activity
Source: RefSeq, a predicted model, not a curated record
AUGGCAUCGCGCUCAGCAAGCGAGUUCAAAAGCGAUGAGGAGAAACCGCUUAUAUCCUUGGUGCGCAUCAAGAAAGAAAUCGUGGAUUCCUAUAAAGACCCGGUGCCAGGACUUUUUGUUUUCCCAGACGAAAACAACAUGGCGACGAUCUACUCUAUUGUGCUUGGACCCGCGGAUACACCAUACGAGGAUGCUAUCCUGAUUUUUGAAUUACUCUUACCGAAGGACUACCCCAUCAAUCCCCCAAAGGUGAAGUUUGUGUCUAUGGAUGGACGUCACACCAUUCACCCAUUCUUUUUCAACAACGGGACUGUCUCAAUCAGUAUUCUCGGAACCUAUGCUGGACCGCAGUGGAGCUCCGCUCAGACAUUUUGCUCGGUCCUAUUGUCGAUACAGAGCAUACUAACGGCUGAACCAUUCUUCGACCAUCCGUUCAAGAAAAAUGCGAACCGGCAAGCACACAGUGAGGAAGCGGCAGAGUAUCACACUUACGUCCGAUAUGAAGCUAUUAGGAUGUCAGUAUGCAAAUCCGUGCAAAGCUGUCUGGACGACUCAACACCGUACCCUCAUGAACUCCGGCAAAAAGUAUUCGCACUUUAUGUCGAGAUGUUUGACAAGUACGUGGCUUGGCUACAAAACCAUCUGGACUUGAAUGGCACCCCCAUCAAAAAUCCUUUCUGUGGAGGACUGGGAUCUUAUGAGUUUGAUGCCUUGAUCAGCCGGCUUGAAACUCUCAAGGCACAGGUGUCGAAGAAAAUUCAGCCCGAUGACGCGAACACCGCCCCCUAA